Molecule: messenger RNA, 327 nt
Organism: Baudoinia panamericana UAMH 10762
Lineage: Eukaryota; Fungi; Ascomycota; Dothideomycetes; Mycosphaerellales; Teratosphaeriaceae
Exons: 1
Coding region: 93-275 (60 amino acids)
Source: RefSeq, a predicted model, not a curated record
AAGUGACUUAAACGCGGCCGAGAUCAUUCUGGUGAAGUGAGAGAGUGCGGAUACACCGGUAGUGACCUGACGCACGCAGCUACUCACAAUCAAUGUCGCAGCGGGAUCGUGUCCCAGAUCCACGAGCCAUGAAGUCCACUAUGGCAUCAAUUAUGUCAUCUGGAAACAUAGAACGCCCAAGCACCUCGCUAACAAAUCAAUAUCCUCCCCAAAGCAUCCGUGUUGCAGCAACAUUAGAAGUGAUGCCGUAUGCCGCCUUCAUCACCAUCCACUAAUUUAUCGCGCCGUCAAGCCCACAUACCCCAUCCCCAGCUUCCAUGCGUACCG